CGCGACGACUGCAACGAGUUUCGUUCGGCGCGCCCCGCGCUCCCUCCGUUUAGUACCACGCGGGCGCGCGUUGAAUACGAACGUGUUACGUAAUUAUUAUUUUACUUCGUGCAGUGACAACAAAAUGGAUUCCAUGAUAGAUAAAAAUAGCAUCGAAUACCAAGAAUCUAAAAGAAAAUACUUGCAAAUCAUAGCAGAGAAUAAGGAGUGGCUUCAUAAUGAUUAUGUUUGUACGGCAGAGCAAAUUAAAACGAGAAUCAAAGAAUUGAUUCUGAAUCCGCAGAGCAACGAAAAUUUGGUAGCGGGGUUAAAGGAUGGUAAAUUGAGGCUGUAUAAGAAGGUAAGCCCCAAUAUGAUAAUGGAGAUUCUUACUGUGGAAGAUGCAUUUGAUACUAUAUUGAGUGCACACAUACAAAGUUCCCACGGCGACGCUGACACUACUUAUAAAGCUAUGUCGAACACGCACUCUGUAUUAAUGUUUUGUGUGAAUGCAGUAAUCGACUCGUGUUCUUCUUGUGCCAAGUCUGCCGAUGAACAGAGAAGAGGAGUUUGGCGAAUGAACAUAGUCAAAGUUAAUCCACGUUUACCAACUUCUACAUAUAACAAAGCAAGCUACUUACUAAUUAUGAAGGAAGAAGCCACUAACUUUAUUAUACUAAGAUCAUUAUACCCCUCUUUACAAGAAGUAGCAUUUGAACUGAUGAAAAUCUUUGUCGAAUUCAAUUAUCCGAAAAAGAUCGUUGUGGCUGAUAAUUUGCAAACUUACAAGCAACUGAUGGUAUUAGUACGUGCUAUAAAUCCGGGGCCAAAGAUGCCGGAGAUAUUACAAUCAAGUAAGAAAGAAAUAUUUGAAGCGGACAAAACUGAGGUUUUGAAUGAAAUCGAGGAUUGGGCGACGAUGGAGAACGGCUUGCAUUGGGACCAAUACUGCCACAUGGUCCAAUACAAAAUGAAUACUGAGAAGAAAGACUUGACACGACUAGAUCCUAAGUAUAAAGUGAAUGGCGUUCCUUUUAAGUUAUUUUUUAAAUAUGAGCCGCACUCUCUUAUGGAAUGGGUACCGAAAUCAGCUGGAAACUUGACAGAGACUUAGAAAUUGUGUUGUUGAUAGUUAUGUUAAUUUUUUUUUUACUUUUAUAAUGAGAACCGAAUUUUGUUUGCUUAAAUUGUUGAUUAAGUUUAUGAAAGUGUUGAAUUGAAAUUAUUGUUGAGAGAAGUGUCCAUGUGAUUGGCAAAUAAAUAAAUUACUUU
Molecule: messenger RNA, 1251 nt
Organism: Spodoptera frugiperda (fall armyworm)
Lineage: Eukaryota; Metazoa; Arthropoda; Insecta; Lepidoptera; Noctuidae
Exons: 1
Coding region: 125-1093 (322 amino acids)
Source: RefSeq, a predicted model, not a curated record